AUGGCCGCCGCAUCCUCAAGAGUGCGCCACAACUACCACCCUGAAAGCGAGGCUGCCGUCAACAGCCACAUCCACCUGCUGCUCUACGCCUCCUACGUGGCUCUGUCGAUGGCCUUCUACUUCGACCAAGACGACGUGGCGCUGAAGGGCUUCGCCCGCUACUUCCUGAAGCGCUCACAGAUCGAGAGGGAGCGCGCGGAGAAGCUGCUGAAGAUGCAGAGCCAGCGUGGAGGCCGCAUCGUCUUCCAAGACAUCGAGAAGCCUGAGCGCAGCGACUGGGAGGGUGGCCUCCAGGCCAUGGAAGUUGCCUUCGACCUGGCUAUGAGCAUCAACCAGAGCCUGCUGGAUGUGCACGACGUGGCCACAUCCAGAGAUGACGCCCACCUCUGCCACUUCCUGGAGACCAACUACCUGGACCAGCAGGUCCAGGACAUCAAGGAGCUGGGGAACCACCUGACCAACCUGCAUAAGAUGGGGACCCAGAACAGGGGUAUGACAGAGUACCUCUUUGACAGGCUCACCCUGGGUCAGGACAACAAGGAGAACUGA
Molecule: messenger RNA, 549 nt
Organism: Lepus europaeus (European hare)
Lineage: Eukaryota; Metazoa; Chordata; Mammalia; Lagomorpha; Leporidae
Product: ferritin heavy chain-like
Exons: 1
Coding region: 1-549 (182 amino acids)
Biological process (GO): iron ion transport; intracellular iron ion homeostasis
Cellular component (GO): cytoplasm
Molecular function (GO): ferrous iron binding; ferric iron binding
Source: RefSeq, a predicted model, not a curated record